CGGAAAAAUUACGGAAUUCAAAACUCCAUUAUCGAAACCCAGUCGCAAAUGAAUGGCAAGAAUCCCCAUUAGAGACUUCCUUCUUUACAGAUCCCACUUUCUCUCUCAUCCCAUCGCUGUAAUUCCCUCAAAACUGAAUUUUUCUACUUCUUCAACCUCAUUGUCCUCCAGUUCUUUUGAUUUCACAUCUGAUCAAAGCCUCUCACUGUACAAUCAAUAUUUAAAUCUCCUCAAAACAUGUCAAAACACUGCCCACCUUUUCCGAAUCCAAGCCCAUUUGAUCGCUUCUGGUCUCUUCCACAAAUUAUCGUUUUCCAGCAGAGUUUUGAAACUUAGCUCAGAUUUAUGUGACAUUGAUUACACUCUUUUGGUUUUUAGAUGUAUUAAUUCUCCGGAUACUUUUUGCAUUAAUACUGUUAUCAAGUCCUAUGCUUGUAGUUCUGUACCACACAAUGCUCUAAUGUUCUAUUUUGAAAUGCUUAGAAACGGGUUUUCACCAAAUAACUUUACUUUUCCACCCCUUGUUAGUUCUUGUGCUAAAACGGGCUGUUUGGAAGCGGCGCAAAAAUGUCAUGGGCAAAUUGUAAAGUAUGGGACUGAUAAUGUCAUGCCAGUGCAGAACUCUUUGAUUCAUUUGUAUGCUUGUUGUGGGCUUAUGGGUGUUGCUAAGCAGGUAUUUGCUGAAAUGCCCAUGAGGGACUUAGUGUCUUGGAAUUCAAUGAUGGAUGGGCUUGCAAGAUAUGGUGAAUUGCGUGCUGCUCAUCAAUUGUUUGAUACAAUGCCCCAAAAGAAUGUGAUUUCUUGGAAUAUCAUGAUAACAGGGUAUUUGAAUGGUGGGAAUCCCGGGUGUGGGUUGAAAUUGUUUAGAAAAAUGACGGACAUGGGGUUGAGAGGCAAUGAUACAACUACGGUCAGUGUGCUAACGGCAUGUGGUAGGUCUGCGAGAUUGAAAGAAGGAAGGUCGGUUCACGGGUUUCUUAUUAGAACAGUUUUGAAGUUGAGUUUGAUUAUUGAUACGGCUUUGAUAGAUAUGUAUGGUAGAUGUGGAAGAGCGGAUGUUGCUCAAAUAGUUUUUGAUAGGAUGUCGAUCAGGAAUUUGGUUUGUUGGAAUGCAAUGAUUUUGGGACAUUGCAUACAUGGGAAGCCAGAAGAUGGGCUUAACUUGUAUGCUGAGAUGGUUGGUAUAACUUGUUCAGAAAAUGGAGAAGUUAAUUUUGAUAAGAUCUUAGAGUCAGAUGAAGGGCAAGGUGUUCUCCCCGAUGAAAUCACCUUUGUUGGAGUUUUAUGUGCUUGUGCCCGUGAAGGGCAUUUGACGGAAGGUAGAAACCACUUUAGGCAAAUGAUUGAUAUGUUUGGUGUAAAGCCAAAUUUUGCACAUUAUUGGUGCAUGGCUAAUCUCUUUGCCGGUGUUGGUCUAUUGCAAGAUGCAGUCGAAUUAUUAAGAAACAUGCAAGUUGAUGAUGACACAUCAUCAGAACCUUCAUUGUGGGGUGGAUUGCUUGGAUCAUGUCGUUUUCAAGGGGAUGUGAUUCUGGGCGAACGGAUUGCAAAAGAUUUACUUGAACAAGAUUCUGGAAAUUUCUCGUAUUAUGCAUUGCUGUUGAAUGUUUAUGCAGUGGCAGGUCGAUGGGAGGAUGUUGCUAGAGUGAAGGAGAUGAUGAAGGAGAGAGGGUUGAGAAGAACACCGGGUUGUAGUCUUAUGGACUUGAAAGAAAUUGUUCACAACUUCAAAAUGGGAGAUAAAUGGCAAAAGUGUGCACAGGAGGUGAACAUGAGAAUUUGUGAAUUGGCUCAAUGAGAAAGCUUAUUGGCCACUGAUACAAAAAGCGGCAGAUGGGUGAGAGACGAGCUCAAUAUUUAGUGAUACAUCAUAAGAGAAGUGGAACUUAGCUUACGCGUUCCUCCCUUUGCUGGCUGGCGUCAUGCCUUGAUCUCCAACGAAGUAGAAUCCAUGCCAGCUAUCCCAGAUUUUUGGUCUGGAAUGUGACUGAUGAGGACGGUGUAAGUUAUAAUGAUUAAUGGGAAGGCUGGUUUGGCCUGAGAUGUGAUCAAAGACAUCUCAAUCUCAUUCUAUAAAUGUGGUCAGA
Molecule: messenger RNA, 2087 nt
Organism: Ilex paraguariensis (yerba mate)
Lineage: Eukaryota; Viridiplantae; Streptophyta; Magnoliopsida; Aquifoliales; Aquifoliaceae
Source: the annotation of a GenBank genome assembly